Cyprinus carpio (common carp) is the source of this 3020-nucleotide messenger RNA. RefSeq names its product D(1)-like dopamine receptor. Gene Ontology annotation, biological process: adenylate cyclase-activating adrenergic receptor signaling pathway. The record is from RefSeq and is a predicted model, not a curated record. NCBI's taxonomy places the organism in Eukaryota, Metazoa, Chordata, Actinopteri, Cypriniformes, Cyprinidae. Gene Ontology annotation, cellular component: membrane. Gene Ontology annotation, molecular function: G protein-coupled receptor activity.
ACGGACGCAGUUUUCCCAACUCGCCAACAUGGGACAGAGCUGGACAUCGGACCGAUCACUCAAAAAGAUUAUCUUAAAACAAGGUAACUGGCCAUUAUGAAGCGCCUUGGUCAGAUGCGAUAUUAACGGAUAUGAUUUUAGAGAUGGAAAACGGCACAAACCACACGCAGGACCGCGCGCACGGAGCGCAGGAGCGAGAGGAUGGAGACGGACAGAACAGCGUGCGCGCUCUGCUGGGUUUCGUGCUCUUCCUCCUAAUCGUCUCCACGCUGCUCGGGAACACGCUCGUGUGCGCCGCCGUGGUCAAAUUCAGACACCUGCGCUCCAAAGUGACCAACUUUUUCGUCAUUUCUCUGGCCGUUUCGGAUCUCUUCGUAGCCGUCCUGGUGAUGCCGUGGGAGGCGAUAUCCGCGGUGGCGGGAACUUGGCUCUUCGGCCGGUUUUGCGGCAUCUGGAUCGCCUUUGACAUCAUGUGCUCCACUGCGUCCAUCCUCAACCUGUGCAUCAUCAGCGUGGACCGCUACUGGGCCAUCGCGAGCCCGUUCCGCUACGAGCGCAAGAUGACCCACCGGGUGGCUUUCAUGAUGAUCGGAGUGGCGUGGACCCUGUCCAUCCUCAUCUCUUUUAUCCCGGUCCAGCUCAACUGGCACAUGGCUGAGGAAGAGGAGGAUGGCGCAGCGGGCAACGGCACCGAUUACAGCGACAACUGCAAAGCCAACCUGAACCGGACGUAUGCCAUCUCGUCUUCGCUGAUAAGUUUCUACAUCCCCGUGAUCAUCAUGAUCGCCACGUACACGAGGAUAUUCCGUAUUGCGCAAACACAGAUCCGCAGGAUCUCCUCUUUGGAGAGGGCAGCGGAGCACGCGCAAAACCACCACCAGUCCAACGACUGCUCCAACGAGAACUCGCUGAAAACCACUUUCAAGAAAGAGACCAAAGUUUUAAAAACACUCUCGAUCAUUAUGGGGGUGUUUGUGUUCUGCUGGCUGCCGUUUUUCGUGCUUAAUUGCAUGGUGCCCUUCUGCCAGUGCGUGAGUGACACUACCUUCACCAUCUUCGUCUGGUUCGGAUGGGCCAAUUCCUCCCUCAAUCCCGUCAUUUACGCGUUUAACGCGGACUUCAGGAAGGCGUUCUCCUCGAUUUUGGGUUGCAACAAAUUUUUUCCCAGCACCACAGUGGAGACGGUGAAUUUCAGUAACGAGCUAGUGUCGUAUCAUCACGACACGACGCUUCAGAAGGAAGCGCAACCGCUGGUCGUUCAUAUGCCGAACCCUCCGGAGGAGCCGAGUCUCCCGUUCGAUAAGGACUCGGUUACUUCGAAUGUGUCCAGGAAUCACAAAAACAUGUUCUUACCCAACAUCGGACAGUUUGAGUGCGACGGGGAGAUUUCCCUGGACACUAUCACGCCAUUCACCUCCACGGGACUCGUGGAGUGCGAGGGAAUCCCAGGUCAAAUCAUUACUGAAUGACUCAAGGGGGUUGGGGGUCGCCAAGCCUUUUACCUCCUCAAAUGAAGCCAAAAAUAAUUAUUAAGCUAGUGGUAUUACAAAGCACGCGAACAGGUUUAAUUCUGCAUACCGAAAAGGAAAUCAUUUUAAACAACUUUUCAGUAACCAAAAAGUAUCGCAUUUUCGCCUGCCACAAAAACAAAAAAACAAAAAACGUUUGCGGACACCAACAGUACGCGUCUCGAGCGCUUACAGUAUUAUUCAAAGUUACAUCAGCAAAACACAAAUACUGUUUUCUUCAUAGCACUUGACCUUAUAACACGCAUUUUUUUUUUACAAAGGUAAAAUGAGGAUUUGCGCCAGACAAUCCUGAAUAGCCCUACAAAUGAUAUUUCUGAAAGUCACAGUAAGCACACUAAAUACUUUUAAAGUGAAAUGAUUCACUCUUACACGAAUGCAUAAAGUGGUUUUCUUAAAAGUGCAUCCUACUUUUACAGUUAUUUUAAGCAUAAUUAAGUAACUUCAUUUGUUUCAGUCAUGUUCACUUGUUCACUUGCCUUGUACAUGUACAGUAAAAUAUGAAAUUCAGUAUAACUAAUUGUAUAUGAGAAAUGUUCAUUUGCUGACAACUUUUGCAAAUGAUGUAGUUAUAAUCCUUGCAGACAUGAUAUGCAAAUUAUCUUUGCACCUUUCUGUCCGCAGCUUUUACAUGAAAAUCUCCUAUACUCUAGAUUUGUCAAAGUAGCCAACUUUCCUUAGAUCACAGGUCUGCACACUAUUGACAUUCUCUCAUGAGGUGCCACAUGGGAUGCUUUUAAUAGCAGCCACUAAUCUGAGAUCCACGCUAGACACUUCUUGCCCGCUUUUCCUUCCCUCUCAGUCCAUAUGCUUAAUUCAUAUUUAUACAACAUUAAUUUAAAGCAUUAGAAAGCAUGAGAAACAUUUUUUCAGCCAAAUGUCUAAUCCUCUUUAUGCAUUCUUGUUAAAAAUUACACACAAAUCAUUAGAUUUUAGAUUCAUAUAAAAAAUCUCUGCAGUACUUUUCAGAGUUGACAUUUCCAGGUUAAGGUUACUGAUUCUGACCAUAAAAGUGUAUAAAACCGCUUUGGAUUUUCUCAUAAAUAUCAUUUGAAUCACUUGAGAUCUUUCAUCUUAAUGGAGUACAUUUAGAGGUCAUGUAAUAAGAUAUUAUACUGGUUGAAUUGUUAACAGGACAACCAGGUCAUUCCUUCCAGAGGUAGAAUGAUUUAUGUCGCAACUCCUCCCUGUUUCUAACCUACUUCAUGCCGGAUUGCAUUAUGUGAUGAAUAGGCACAGGUUUCUCGUGGCAAAUGCAGAAUACCACAAACAGGAAUUUGGGCAUUAAGAUGGUAGCAGCUGAAAUCUCAUCCUUAGAUCCUGUAAAACUGAUCAUGUUGUAUAAUCAUUGCAUGAGUUAUUAUGCUGCUUUUCUUUUCUUUUUUUUUUCUUUUUUUGCUGGUCUAUUCAGCACAGCUUCCUUGGUCAAACAAGAAAAUAACAAGAAAAGGAUCAUUAAAUGUCCUGUUAAGGCAGCUCAGAAAUUAAAUUUAA